AUGGUCAGUCGUGUAAGAUCGUUGGCAACUCGGGUCACUGCAAAUAUGACAAGUCCGCCACUUUCGUCUUCUGCUACUGCAACUAGCAACGAUGAGAUGAUUAUCGAGAAGCCUUCCUUGAAACGAAUUGAAUCGUUCACUUCACAUAUAAAACGCUUUGCGGCUACAUCUUCCGUAAAACAUUAUUCUCUGGACGAAAAUGUUUCAAGCCGGGAAAGUUCAGAAUCGAAUAGUACUGUGAUCGCUACCCAGAAGGUAGAGGAGAACAUAGCGCUUGCAAAUGAAGCUGCGGAAAAUCAGUAUUUUACAUAUGACGUCAAGCGUACGCAACUCAGAAUGACAGUAAUUGGUCCGGGUGGAGUUACUAUUCCGGAAGUGGACCGGUUAAGGCAUUUGAUACCUGAUGGUACAAUUACUGUGAUGUGUCUAACUUGGAAUGUUGCCACCAGGUCACAAAAUCAUUUGUCGAGAAUCGAGAAAUUGAUUUCAAAUGAACAACGGCCCACGGCUAGAGCCGAUGUAAUUUGUUUGUGUUUUCAAGAGCUUCCAUCAACAAAUGCAUAUUAUCAUCAGGAAACGGUGAAGUCGCUGGCCAAAGCUGUUGCAGACACACAUCUAAUGUUUUGUUGGGUACGAAAAUGGUCACAAAUGGUGGUCAUUUUUAUUCGGGAACCUCUGGUUGCAUACAUCUCAGCUCCGGAAUGGCAGUUUAUUUCUUUCAGUCCAUUUGUCAAACCGGUCAAAACGAAAGGAGCGAUUGCCGUUUUCUUUCGAGUUUUCCAGAUAUCAGUCAUUUUUGUAACUUGUCACAUGACUCAUGGGCCAGUAUUGAAUCGUAUAUGUGACUAUUCGAAAAUCUGUGAUUCACUACGAUUUUCAACAUUGAAAAAGAGCGGUGCACUGUCUUGUUCAGGAGUGAAACAAGCUGAUUGUGUUUUCUGGUUGGGUGAUUUGAAUUUUCGACUUCUAAGUAGGGAACGAAUUGAUGCAUUGGAUUCACGGAGCAAAAACCAGGAAAAUAUGGCAGAUUCCUUUUUCGAUCAAUUACUCACUGACGAUGAGUUGACAUUGGAAAGGUGCAAAGGUAAUGUUUUUGAAGGUUUCAAUGAGGCUCAUAUUAAUUUUCCACCUACGCAUAAGUUUAUUCUUGGCACCAACGAUUAUGUAAAAAAUCGGAUUCCAUCAUAUACGGAUCGAAUUUUGUAUUAUGCGAAAGAAUCGAGCCGGAUAAAACCCGGGAAAUAUGAUUGCUUAUGGGAAGAGAAUGCUUCUGAUCACAAGCCCGUUUAUGGCUUUUUCACUAUGCGUGUUUUGGAACAGCGGUAUUAA
Messenger RNA from Cercopithifilaria johnstoni, 1329 nucleotides. The record is from the annotation of a GenBank genome assembly. Lineage: Eukaryota; Metazoa; Nematoda; Chromadorea; Rhabditida; Onchocercidae.